AUGUCCGCCCCGCGCCCCGGCCACGUCAGCCGCGCUGCGAACGGCGGAGCUCCCGAGUGUGGCAACGGCAGCGUUUGGCUCCCGGGGCCGGCCCGGGGGACCCGCCCCAGCCGCCGGGCCGAGCUGCGGGCGGGAGGCCCCUGCGCCGGGCGUGCGGGGCAGGGUGCGGGCAGCGGGGUGACCCGCCGGCCCCUCGGCCACCGCUCCCCCGACAGCUCCUUCUCCACAAAAAAAUCACAACCCAGAACUGGGCACCGUGGCCCCGGCGGCAGGAACUGGGAUAACGAUGCCCUGUCCCACCUAAACGCCGCCUGCAGCUUCACGCGGGGAACUUGUUCUCCACGCGGACGGCCGGGCCCCGGCGGGGCAGAACGAACCGCCCCGCGUGUCCCGCGGCACAGGGACUACAACUCCCGGCGUGCCCCGCGGCGGCACAGGGACUACAACUCCCAGCGUGCCCCGCGGCGGCACAGGGACUACAGCUCCCGGCGUGCCCCGCGGCGUCAGCCCGCGCCGGCCGGGCGGGAGGCGGCAGCCCUGGCUGAGGGGAGCCCGCCGCGCGGGGCCCGCACCCCUGCCCGCACCCCUGCCCGCAGCCCGCCCCGCCGCCUGCCCGCCCCGCCGCGGCCUCCAUCGAAGAGGACCCCCAGGGGCAGCUGCCGCGGCGGCAUCGCCGGGUUCAAGUCACCGAUCCCAUCCCCAAGGUCCUGCCAGCCUGAUGGCACCCAGGAAGAAGCCCUGCAGUGUGAAAUCAAAGAGCUGAGACAGAAAGACCUUGCUCUGGACCAGGAAAUUGCACAGUUGUUGUCUGAUGGCUACAGCCUGGAAGAAUUGGAGAAGCACAUCUCUCUCCUCCAUGAAUAUAAUGAUAUUAAAGAUGCUGGACAGAUGCUGCUGGGCCAGCUGGCUGUUAUCCGAGGGGUCACUACAAAGCAGCUCUACCCUGAGUAUGAUCUGGAGCUCAGUGACUAGUGCUGAACCUGAAGACUUCCAUGUCCUGCAAAAAUGACUGUUACUGGGCAUUAAUUUUUUGGUGUCAUACUGGUUUAGAACUGGCAUAAGGUGGCCUUAGAAGCAUGUGUGCAGAAUUGCAACAGAGUAUGAGUUAACAGCCUGAUUUCUAAGGAGCUUUGGAACAUGAAAGUUGUUGAAUCUAUUAUCAGUUGUUUCCUGCUUGUGGGAAAGGGAUGUUGGACUUUGGGGAAAUUAAUCUACUACCUGAGCCAACAGUAUGUUUAUUUUUUUAUUGGCAAGGUUGUCAUUCAGUUUGGUGUUGAGACUCAUCCAGUGGGGUCUUUGCUUCUGUGCCACACCCAGGGGCUGGUUGGUACUGAACAGACAGGGAGUGAGGGUUUACAAAUGUGCAAUGCAAGAGCUGCUCUGAAAGGAAAGAAAAGAACCCUCAGAAGUAGGGAGGGAAGAAGGUUGAGGGUUGUGGUUGUUUGGGGGGUUUUUGUUUAUGAUCAAAUCUGGAUCUUUUGCAUUUCUGUACUUAAGUGCUCUGGUAUCUAGAGGUUUUGUAUCAUUUCUGUAGCAAAUGGCAAAAUGUGGAGUUGUGUUGACCUGUCCAAAUAAAGCAACUAUCACAUUUCUCAGCAA
This is a messenger RNA of Apus apus (common swift), 1599 nucleotides long. RefSeq names its product SWI5 homologous recombination repair protein (gene SWI5). Bases 1 to 972 code for a protein of 323 amino acids. The record is from RefSeq and is a predicted model, not a curated record. NCBI's taxonomy places the organism in Eukaryota, Metazoa, Chordata, Aves, Apodiformes, Apodidae. The transcript is spliced from 7 exons. Gene Ontology annotation, biological process: double-strand break repair via homologous recombination. Gene Ontology annotation, cellular component: Swi5-Swi2 complex; Swi5-Sfr1 complex.